CCCGUCAAGAAGGAACAACCUGCUGCUCCUGCUCCUGCCAAGAAGGCCGCCGAACCUAAACCAAAAGCCGCUGCUUCCAAGGCAGCAAAGAAGGAUGCUGCUCAAGCUGCUGAAAAGGCUGCUGAAAAGGCCGAGGCUGUCAACAACGAUAUCCAAGCCAUUGAUGAUGAAAUUGUUCAGGAUUUGUACGGCAAGGAACAUCUUAAUAUUGUUUUCAUGGGUCACGUCGAUGCCGGCAAGUCUACCAUGGGUGGUAACAUUUUGUACUUGACUGGUAUGGUUGAUAAGCGUACCAUGGAUAAGUACGAAAAAGAAGCCAAGGAUGCUGGUCGUGAAUCGUGGUACCUUUCCUGGGUGAUGGAUACCGGUAACGAAGAAAGAGCAAAGGGCAAAACCGUUGAAUGUGGUCGCGCUUACUUUGAGACUGACAAGCGUCGUUACACUAUCUUGGAUGCUCCUGGUCACAAGAACUACGUGCCUAGCAUGAUUACGGGUGCCUCGCAAGCCGAUGUGGGUGUCAUGGUCAUUUCUGCCCGUAAGGGUGAAUUCGAAACUGGUUUUGAACGUGGAGGUCAAACGCGUGAGCAUACCAUGUUGGCAAAGACUUCUGGUAUCAACAAGAUGAUCAUUGCUGUUAACAAGAUGGAUGAUCCUACUGUCGAGUGGGAUAAGGAACGAUAUGACGAGAUCUUGGGCAAGCUCACGCCCUUUUUGAAGCAAACUGGCUACAAUCCCAAGACCGAUGUCUACUUUAUCCCAUUAAGCGGCUACACUGGCGCUAACCUCAAGGAUCGUUCCGACGCUUGCACCUGGUACAACGGCCCUUCGCUUCUUGAAUACCUCGAUGACAUGAAGACAUUGGACAGAAAGUUCAAUGCUCCUCUCAUGUUGCCUGUUGCUGAAAAGUACAAGGACAUGGGUACCAUCGUUGUUGGUAAGAUCGAGUUUGGUCAUAUCAAGAAGAACCAGUCGAUUAUGCUCAUGCCCAACAAGCAUAUCUGCGAAAUCACCGCCAUUUACAACGAGACUGAAGAUGAAGUUGACCAUGCUAUUUGCGGUGAUAACGUCCGUGUCCGUUUGAAGGGUGUUGAAGAAGAUGAUGUGAUGCCUGGUUUCUUGCUCUGCGACAAGAAGAAGCCUGUCCAAACAUCGACGGUCUACGAAGCGCAGCUUGCCAUUCUCGACCACAAGAACAUUAUCUGUGCUGGCUACACUGCAGUGAUGCACGUCCACUCUGCGGUCGAAGAAAUUACGAUCAGCUCCUUGCUUCACCUGCUCGACAAGAAGACCGGUAGAAGAUCCAAGCGUCCUCCUCAGUUUGUCAAGCAGGGCCAAAAGGUGAUUGCUCGCAUUGAGACGGCGGGUCCCAUCUGUAUCGAGACGUUUGAAGACUAUCCUCAGUUGGGUCGUUUCACGCUCCGUGACGAAGGCAAGACAGUUGCGAUCGGUAGAAUUACAAAGGUCUUGGAUCCAACGGUCUGA
Zychaea mexicana is the source of this 1482-nucleotide messenger RNA. Its product is annotated as P-loop containing nucleoside triphosphate hydrolase protein. The annotation marks the transcript as partial. The record is from RefSeq and is a predicted model, not a curated record. Gene Ontology annotation, molecular function: GTPase activity; translation release factor activity; GTP binding. NCBI's taxonomy places the organism in Eukaryota, Fungi, Mucoromycota, Mucoromycetes, Mucorales, Lichtheimiaceae. Gene Ontology annotation, cellular component: translation release factor complex. Gene Ontology annotation, biological process: nuclear-transcribed mRNA catabolic process, deadenylation-dependent decay; translational termination; translation. The transcript is spliced from 6 exons.